Molecule: messenger RNA, 968 nt
Organism: Aegilops tauschii subsp. strangulata
Lineage: Eukaryota; Viridiplantae; Streptophyta; Magnoliopsida; Poales; Poaceae
Product: putative HVA22-like protein g
Source: RefSeq, a predicted model, not a curated record
CCGAGCUAAGCUAACCACCUGCCUUCUCCUGCCCGCAGCCGCAAGCAACUUGGCAGGUAAGCUAUGUCAUAGGCCACACCAAACACAUCACCUGGAGGGGCGGCCAUUAUCUUUCUUUCCGAGAACUCAUCAAGAAAUUAGGUAGACAGGUUACACAGAUCUUGGCCUCCUCUUCCCGAGAAUUCGACGCCGCUUCAUGAUGUCUGUCGAGCUGCUGACGAAAUUCCUCACGGUUCUGUUCGGGUAUGCCAUGCCGGCGUUGGAGUGCUUCAAGGCGGUCGAGCAGCGGACCGGCCGGACCGAUCAGCUCCGGUUUUGGUGCCAGUAUUGGAUCAUACUAGUCAUCCUGGUCAUAUUCGAUGAAAUCGCAGGCGCCCUAAUAUCGAGGAUUCCGAUGUACUAUGAAGUCAAGCUCGCCUUCCUCGUCUACCUCUGGUACCCACAGACAAGGGGGUCUGACAUCGUGUACGAGAACUUCGUGAGGCCGCUGGUGAUGCAGUACGAGCCCAACAUCGAGGAGAGGCUGCGGUACCUGCGGGCCAACGCCGGCGACCUCAUCGUCUUCUACCUCAAGAACUUCACCGACAGGGGAUACGAGCUCUUCCUCCGGGUCCUUGACUUCGCUCAGUCGCAGGCGUCCAGUGGCUCAAGGACAAGGAGGUUCUUCUCGUUCCGAAGGGACCGAGGGGAGAGGCCGAGCUUCGUCGACGACGACUACGUCCACGGCAGCGAUCGGAGGAGCGCAGCCAGGCAGCGGCGACCCCGCGGUGCUGAUUACUAGCGGACUAGCUAGGAUGGUCGUGGUAGGAUAAGACUGCAAAGAAACCUGAAUGGUUGUAGGACAAAAAUCGAAGCGUUAAAAAGGUUGACAUGAACAAAGCUACUCCUAUUUGAUUGUGGAUAUUUAGGUGGUAUAGGUUUCCAUGUAAGUCGAUGUUCAGGCUGAUUAUCACAAAUAGUUUGGUAAA